GGUCACAGCGGGAACAGAAAGGGGUGACUUGGCUUUGCAGAGAGGAAGGGCACCUUUGGUUUUUCUGAAAGUCUGGGAAGGAGAUAAAGCCACAGACCCAAGCAUGUUGGAACAGGAUUGGUCAGCUAUCCAGAAUUUCUGUGACCAGGUGAACACUGAUCCCAAUGGCCCAACCCAAGCACCCUGGCUCCUGGCCCACAAGAUCCAGUCUCCACAGGAGAAAGAAGCUCUUUAUGCCUUAACGGUGCUUGAGAUGUGUGUGAACCACUGUGGAGAGAAGUUCCACAACGAGGUGGCCAAGUUCCGCUUCCUGAAUGAGCUGAUCAAAGUAUUGUCCCCCAAGUACCUAGGAUCCUGGACCACAGAAAAGGUUAAAGGAAGAAUCAUUGAAAUACUCUUUAGUUGGACGGUCUGGUUUCCAGAAGACAUCAAGAUCCGAGAUGCUUAUCAGAUGCUGAAGAAACAGGGAAUCAUAAAGCAAGACCCUAAACUACCAGUGGAUAAAAUCUUGCCCCCACCUUCUCCCUGGCCCAAGAGCUCGAUCUUUGAUGCUGAUGAAGAAAAGUCAAAGCUUCUGACAAGGCUUCUAAAGAGCAACCACCCUGAGGAUCUUCAGGCUGCAAACCGGCUGAUAAAGAAUUUGGUCAAGGAGGAACAAGAAAAAUCAGAGAAGGUGUCCAAGAGAGUCAGUGCUGUGGAGGAAGUACGGAGCCAUGUGGAGGUGCUACAGGAAAUGCUGGCCAUGUACCGCAGACCAGGCCAGGCCCCGCCAGACCAGGAGGCCUUGCAGGUUGUGUAUGAAAGGUGUGAGAAGCUGCGGCCCACCCUGUUCCGGCUGGCGAGUGACACUGCUGACGACGACGAUGCGCUCGCGGAGAUUCUCCAGGCAAAUGACCUCCUCACCCAGGGAGUCCUCCUGUAUAAACAAGUGAUGGAGGGCCGCGUCAUCUUUGGGAACACAGUGACCAGCUUGGUGGGAGACAUACCUGUCUCCAGAGUCUUUCAGAAUCCAACAGGCAGCAUGAAGAGCUGCUCCCUGAUUGACUUGGAGGAGGACAACAGAUCUGAGCAGGCUGGGACUGGAGCACCAUCUUUACUCCAUCAGGACCUGGCGGCCUUAGGACUCAGCGAUGCUCCAGUUACCAACAAGGUUGCCAGUCAGAAUUGCUGUAAGGAAAAGAGGAAUCCCACUGCCAGCGCACUGCCGGGUGGUGGUGUUCAGAGCCCUUCUGCAGAACGGAACUUGCUGGAUCUCGACUCCCGGCAGCCUUCUCGGGGCCCUCUGAAUUACAUUCCACAGAAAAGUAUCCCGAAGGAUGUGCCACCAGGUACUAAGUCCUCUCCAGGUUGGUCCUGGGAAGCUGGCCCGUUGACUUCUUCCCCAUCUUCCCAGAAUACACCUCUGGCUCAAGUGUUUGUCCCUUUGGAGUCUGUUAAGCCCAGCAGCCUGCCUCCUGUGACCGUGUAUGACCGCAAUGGGUUCCGGAUCCUGCUCCACUUCUCCCAGACAGCGGCCCCUGGCUGCCCAGAGGUGCAGGUGCUGCUGCUGACCAUGAUGAGCACUGCCGCCCAGCCUGUCUGGGACAUUAUGUUUCAGGUGGCUGUGCCCAAGUCAAUGAGAGUGAAGCUGCAGCCAGCAUCCAGUUCCAAGCUUCCUGCCUUCAGCCCCUUGCUGCCUCCAGCUGUGAUCUCUCAGAUGCUGCUGCUUGACAAUCCACACAAAGAGCCCAUCCGUUUACGGUAUAAGCUGACAUUCAACCAAGGCGGACAGCCUUUCAGUGAAGUUGGAGAAGUGAAAGACUUUCCUGACCUGGCGGUCUUGGGUGCGGCCUAACUUUUCAUGGCAGACCCUGCCAUUCAAGCUUAGGGCAGCAUUACUUUUGCUGUCCAGAUGGGACUAAUCACAGUGAUUUUGUGCAGAGUGCCAAGAGUCCUAUCCUGACAUCAGGCUCUGGAUUCCAACCUGUGACUUAUUCUGGAGAGAGAGAGAGAGAGAGAGAGAGUGAGAGAGUGUGUGUCUGUGUGUGUGUGUGGUGUCGUGGGGGUGGGGCAUUGAGGGGAAUGAAAAACAGGGCGUGGGAAUGGGCAGUGUGAGAAAUGCUGAGCAUUCCUGAGAGCCAUCUGCUACAGUCAUGCUGUUUCUGCCUGUUGGCGGGCACAUGUCCCUCCUCAGGUUGGAGGUUUUAUAAGCCAAAGCUGUUUCCAUGUAUUGUCGUCUUUUCAUUCAUCCACCCUGUGCCUUGUCAGCCUUUGAAAGUCUAGGUUGCUCCCAGGCUGCUGUUCUCAGGGACCUGAAAAGGGACCUGGUUGGUCUUGGGGCAGAGAGUGUCUUGUGGGGCCCUCUCUUCCAAGAAAGACCUUGUCUCCAUUUUCCAUUCGCAAAUGCUGCUUGCGUGUGUUUGAGAUCUUCUAAAUGGAAUGCUUGUUGCACUGCUUACCAGGCAAGGGGCUGCCGCUAGACCAGAGGACCACACUUAGUGGGCCAAUCAUGUCCUUCACCACUGUGCCUUAGAAUCACCCAUAGACGGACCUUCUAGGGCAGAGGGGAAGCAGAUCCCAGGCCUUCCUCAGGCAUCAGGUUCUGUGGGCUGGGCAGCCUGUCUGGGGGCCCUUACUCAGGACCCUUCUCUCCAUCCUCACCUCUGUCCACAAGCAUUUACUGAACUCUCUGACUGUGACACCAUGCCAGCCACUGUAAUAAUACUGAACAGGCUCACCCUUGCCUGUUGACUUCACAAUCCAGGAAGAAAAACUGUGAUGCACAUAGAUGUGAAAAGAGCUUAGCAGUGAUCUAAAUGGCAACUAAACAUAGACAGUCAUUGAAUAAAAUCUCAUGUAGCAAAUA
This is a messenger RNA of Manis javanica (Malayan pangolin), 2845 nucleotides long. NCBI's taxonomy places the organism in Eukaryota, Metazoa, Chordata, Mammalia, Pholidota, Manidae. The record is from RefSeq and is a predicted model, not a curated record.